CAUCUCUUUCCGAACAACCACGCACUCCAUACUUGCAAGCUUCUACUACGCCGGCUGCUUCCUCUCAUCACCCACUCUGCUACUGCUCUCUCUAACACACGGUAACGCUCCCCUGAGUUCACCAGCUAGGGUUAAGACAAUAGAUCCUCUCCUUUUCAGGUCCUUUUCACCUUUUCUUUUUCUCCGUUCAUUCCUGGUUCCAUCUGCACACUUGCUCUUGAGUUGAGCUCGCGCGCGUACUACAUAAACAAGCUGCGGGAAAGGGUGAGGCAGAUACGACGGAGGAGCCAAGUGCUGCAUCCGAGGACCGUCGCGCGAGAUGUCGGGCCGCCGUGGCAGGAUCAGCGACGACGAGAUCAACGAGCUCAUCUCCAAGCUCCAGGCGCUCCUCCCGGAGUCCUCCCGCCGCCGGAACGCGGGCCGGUCGUCGGCGUCGAAGCUUCUGAAGGAGACGUGCAGCUACAUCAAGAGCCUGCACCGGGAGGUGGACGACCUCUCCGACCGACUGUCGGGGCUCAUGUCGACCAUGGACAACGACAGCCCCCAGGCCGAGAUCAUCCGGAGCCUCCUCCGGUGACCCCCUUUCUGCGCCUGCUAGUUGCAACAGCUGAAGAGAAGACGAAGGAGCUUGCUCGCUUGCCACGACCUUAUGUUCCUUUCUUUUCUUUCUCUUCCUCCUAGCUCGUUCUUUCUAAUGUGUGUUUGUUAAGUUUCCGGUGUAUAAUUAAGCAAAGGGCCCUCGGUCGUUUAGGAGAGAAGGGCUUCUUCCGGUCCGGUAUAUGCUUCUCAUGUGCCUGCAGGAGUUAGUAGAAUUAUAUACUAGAUAUGAACUUCUAUUAGCCAAGGUACGUACGUACUAGUAGCUUCUAGCUCUGUAGACUGUACGUUCUCAUCUGCAUACGCAUCCUGAGAGUUGUUGUUCUCUAGAUUGCCAAUGGACAAGCUUAAUUAACG
This is a messenger RNA of Phragmites australis (common reed), 954 nucleotides long. RefSeq names its product transcription factor ILI3-like. The transcript is spliced from 2 exons. Gene Ontology annotation, molecular function: protein dimerization activity. Gene Ontology annotation, biological process: regulation of growth; regulation of DNA-templated transcription. Lineage: Eukaryota; Viridiplantae; Streptophyta; Magnoliopsida; Poales; Poaceae. Bases 320 to 577 code for a protein of 85 amino acids. The record is from RefSeq and is a predicted model, not a curated record.